AUGGAGUUGAGCUGUGAAGAUGGACGUGGUGUUUUGGCUCCUAGUAUCGAGCGGGAUGGAGGUAAGCUCCUGCGACGCCUGUGGCGCCCUGCCACCUGCGCCCCCGUCCCCGGCCUCCCCGCCGCUGGCGCCUGCCUCUGCCACCGCUGCUGCGCCCCCGCCCACUCCGACCAUUGCCGGCCCCUCACCCCCUCCCCGUGCCCCGCGCCGGCGCCAGUGACCCGGUGGGCGGACAUCGCGGAGCUGGACGAUGUGGCGGCUAGCCGCCCGGUCGUGCGCCGGGAUCCCCCGCCUCGGCCGGCUGUGACCCGGGUCGUGGCUGCGCUCCCGCUCCAGCUGGGCGGCGCCGCUGCCCCCUCGCGGUCACGCCGGCUCGUCGUGGUGGCGCCCCCCUCGCCCCCCCGAAAAGCGCCCUCCUUGGGGCAUCGGACCGCUCGCCGCCGCCGCGCUUCGGCGUGGGUUGUCACGGGGCGGUCCGACCAGGGCCGGGCGUGCGUGUCCUGGCGUUCCGCGGCGGCUGCUCCUCCCGCCUCCUCGUCCGGCGUCCCUCCCCGCCGCUCGCCUGCGCCGCCAUCGGGCGCACUGCCUCUCCGCCGCACCUCGCCGUUCAGGCCGUUCAUCGCAGCGUUCGGCACCUCCUCGCUCUGCCUCUCCCCCUGUCGUGCACCUCGGCGAUCCUGGCCCGUUCACCUCCUAGCUCCGGCGCCGGCCGCGGCAGGGAUGGCGUCGAGGGUAACCCUCGCGCCCAUCCCUCUGCCCUGCAGGCUAGGCCGUGAAAACUUGGGCCGGACGCGGACUGGGCUGCCCACCCCCCUUCCAGCCGGUGCGCCCUCUAUCAUGGGCCUCCCCCAGGUGACCGCUAGUAGGUCGGCCCUCUCGGGCCGCCCGGCCAUCUGGUUACCUGCUGGGCUGCCCCGCCCCCAGUCCAGCAGUUCACUACCGCGACCACCUCAGGAACCCUAG
Messenger RNA from Aegilops tauschii subsp. strangulata, 963 nucleotides. The record is from RefSeq and is a predicted model, not a curated record. Lineage: Eukaryota; Viridiplantae; Streptophyta; Magnoliopsida; Poales; Poaceae.